GACUCGACAUUAAAAUUUAGUUAAACGAAUUUUUAAUUAGAAUUUUUUUUUGAUACAUGAUGAUAUUUGAAAAUAAAAAAUUGAUUAGUAAAGAAAAUCAUGCCUCAAAUUUGGGGUUGUUUUUUAAACACCAGGAUUUUAAGACGAGAGAAUAAUGACUAUGAAAACAAGUCGAAAAGGUGUCCGAUUAAACGAAGCUUGUUAUUUUUGCUAUUAUCCUCCACAUAUACGUAAAAAAAUGUCAAUAAUGAGAAUAAUUCCAAGACAUCUGAUUUCGGAAUCGAGAAAAAAAUUGGAUCACUCAUCGGAAAAUAUGACAAAUUCGAGAAAAUUGGGAAAAAUUAUUUUUAAUCAACAAUCAGAAGAAAUUGCCGUUAUCACUUAUAAUGAACGUUUAAAUUCCGAUAGUACAAUAAUAUCAAAUAAAAUUGAAAAGAAAAGUCAAGAAAUUCAAACUGAUUUAAUUGUAAAUUCUCAACAUUCUCUUCAUAAUGAAAUUAAACAUGAAAUUUCUUCUUCUCAUCGUAAAAUAUCAUUAAACAAUAAUAAAAUUUCACAUAAUCGUAAAUUAUCCUCAAUCAAUAAAAUUUCAUCGGAAGAAAAAAUUUCUUCACAUGAUAAACUAUAUUCAAGGGAUAAAUUUUCUUCAAAGGAAAUGAAAAUUUCUUCACAGGAAUUAGAGAGUGAAAUUUCUUCUAAUUUUCAUGUUAAUUAUAAUUUCUUAUCAUUGCAAGAAAAUUUUUCCGAUCAUAAUAAAUUUAUUGCAUUGUCAAAUAAUAAAAAUUUUAAUUUUCAAAAUGAUAAUAAUGCUGAUGAUAAUGAAAAAAAAAAUUCAUGGUGGCGAAAUUUUUUUCGUCAAUUUAUUGUUGAUUUUUUUCUCCAAUUAUUGGGUAAAAAUACAUCGCGUAAAUCUUCAAAUAAUAUGAAGGAAAAAUUUUUUACUAUUGGAACAAGUACGUCAAAUUAUAAUAAUAAUAAUAAUAAUACUAAUGUUGAUGAUGAUGAGGAAAAAAAUAAUGGCAAAGGUGAUAGAAAAAAAAAUAGUGUAAAAUUAAUAUCCGCUAAUAAUAAAAAGAUUUUAAACUCUUUUGAUGAUGAUGAUAAUAAUGAUGCUCGAACUAAUACAAGAAUUAUGUUAGGAAAAGAGGAGAAACUUUUCUUUGAUUUGAUUCAAUUGACCCAGGAUGAAAAUUUGCGAGCCAUUAUUUUAGAACAGGCAAUGAGAAUGAGAAUUCUCGAGGAGGAAAAUGCACGAUUCAGAAAGAAACUAGCUGAGAAAUUGAAAACCCGACAGAGUAGCAGUCCUUUUUAUUAAGAGAGAGAAAGAAGAUAUAUAAUGAGAUUCUUUUUUUAAGUCCGAAAGUAAAAUAUAUUUUUUUUUUAUUCAAAUUAUAUACUCCAUUAUUAUAUAAUCAAUGAAAAUAUUUCAAUUUUUUAAAUAAAAAAAUAAUAUAAUAUUUUAAAAUUAUUUAAAAUAUAAUUAAAAAAUAAAAAAUUAAUA
Molecule: messenger RNA, 1501 nt
Organism: Leptopilina boulardi
Lineage: Eukaryota; Metazoa; Arthropoda; Insecta; Hymenoptera; Figitidae
Product: putative mediator of RNA polymerase II transcription subunit 24
Exons: 2
Coding region: 155-1315 (386 amino acids)
Source: RefSeq, a predicted model, not a curated record